CGCGACAUUCUUCCCAACCCUGCUUUGAAUAACAAAUUCCUAACCAAAAAAUAGCAGUAUGUAAAUAACAGUUAAUAAUUUAAAAAAUAUAUAAAGUUUUAAAAAUAGUAACUCAUAAAAAUGAAUGCAUUUACCUCCUUAAUAAGGCGUGUGCCUAAAAUAUCAAAUAUUAUUGUAAGAAAUUAUGCACGUGAACCUUUUUCAAUGAAAUGGACUCGACCGGAAGUGCCGUCUUGUAUUUCAACAGAAAAAAGUGGUGAUUUAGGAUUGGAUUAUAAAAUAAAUCCAAAAGAACCCUGUCAAUUCUACCAAAAUGUUCCCGAAAUGGAAAACUGUGAUGAAAAUAUAAAAAAAAUAUUUUCUCUUGAAUUUAAUUACGCUAAAAAGACAGCAAAAUUAAAAUCUAAUAGAGCUAUUUCGUUAGUAGAAAGUCAUGAUGAGGACAAAUCUUUUGAAGUAAGAAUUGCAAGACUGACGUCUGAGAUACAUAAUUUACAGGAAAUUAUGAAAAAUAAUCCCUCAAAUAAACAAUGUAAAGUAGCGUUAAAAAAUAAAAUUGAAAAACGGCAAAAGUAUCUUAGAGUACUCCGUACUGUCGAUUACAAACGUUUUGAAUGGGUUUUAGAACAAUUGAAUCUUAUCUACAAACCAUUACCUGAAUUUCAUAUGGUAGUGACUAGAAAAGGUUCUUUGAGAGCAUUGGCAAAAAUGCAUUGUGAUAAGAUUGUUGGAGAAAAAUUGGAAGCUUAUAAGAAUGAAUUAAAAUCACAACAAAAGAGUUUUUAUGAAAAGAAAGCCAAACAUCUCGCCUUUAUUAGAGAAGAAGAGAUAUUUUGUGGUGUCGAACCAACAGUAACUGAAGAAGAUAUUGAAAUUGCAAAACAAAUGGCUGCAGAAUUAUAAAACCAAGUUAAUAUUAUUCUUUCACUGUUUUUCACCAUUGUAAUAUUAUAAUUAAUGUACAAAUUAUAUUUUAAAAUCGAUUUACUUUGUCUGAGUAAAAAUAUAUUGAAUAUUUUGUUUGCAAUUAA
Messenger RNA from Leptopilina boulardi, 1031 nucleotides. It is a transcript of the gene bonsai, whose product is annotated as 28S ribosomal protein S15, mitochondrial. The transcript is spliced from 4 exons. NCBI's taxonomy places the organism in Eukaryota, Metazoa, Arthropoda, Insecta, Hymenoptera, Figitidae. Gene Ontology annotation, biological process: translation. Gene Ontology annotation, molecular function: structural constituent of ribosome. Gene Ontology annotation, cellular component: ribosome. Bases 121 to 903 code for a protein of 260 amino acids. The record is from RefSeq and is a predicted model, not a curated record.